Molecule: messenger RNA, 1569 nt
Organism: Sapajus apella (tufted capuchin)
Lineage: Eukaryota; Metazoa; Chordata; Mammalia; Primates; Cebidae
Gene: ORAI3
Product: ORAI calcium release-activated calcium modulator 3
Exons: 2
Coding region: 283-1170 (295 amino acids)
Biological process (GO): store-operated calcium entry
Cellular component (GO): membrane
Molecular function (GO): store-operated calcium channel activity
Source: RefSeq, a predicted model, not a curated record
UCGGUCCCCGGCUCCACCCUAUCAUGUGGCCGGCCCGGCUCCGCCUCUGCUCUAGUUCCUGUUUCGGCCUCCGCUGUCCUGCUCCGGCCCCUGGGACUCCCCGCAGACGCUUCUCUUCCUGCUCCGCUGGGGCCGCCUCUUCCUGGGCGCCCUCCUCCUGCAUCCUGCUCGCCCUGCUGGGGGAUGGGGCCGCCCCCGGGCUUGGGCCGGCCCCACUGGGGCCCCCGAGGCGCCUCGACCCCGCAGUGACAGCCCGGCCCGCCUGGUGCCACCGUCCCCAGGAUGAAGGGCGGCGAGGGGGACGCAGGCGAGCAGGCCCCGCUGAACCCGGAGGCCGAGAGUCCUGCGGGCUCGGCCACGUACCGGGAGUUCGUGCACCGCGGUUACCUGGACCUCAUGGGGGCCAGUCAGCACUCGCUGCGGGCGCUCAGCUGGCGCCGUCUCUACCUCAGCCGGGCCAAGCUCAAAGCCUCCAGCCGCACGUCUGCCCUGCUCUCGGGCUUCGCCAUGGUGGCCAUGGUGGAGGUGCAGCUGGAGAGCGACCACCAGUACCCGCCAGGCCUGCUGGUGGCCUUCAGUGCCUGCACCACCGUGCUGGUAGCUGUGCACCUCUUUGCACUCAUGGUCUCUACAUGUCUGCUGCCCCACAUUGAAGCCGUGAGCAACAUCCACAACCUCAACUCUGUCCAUCAGUCACCACAUCAGAGACUGCACCGCUACGUGGAGCUGGCCUGGGGUUUCUCCACUGCCCUGGGCACCUUUCUCUUCCUCGCUGAGGUUGUCCUGGUUGGUUGGGUCAAGUUUGUGCCCAUUGGGGCUCCCUUGGACACACCGACCCCCAUGGUACCCACAUCCCGGGUGCCCGUGACUCUGGCACCAGUGGCCACCUCCCUUAGUCCAGCUUCCAAUCUCCCAUCAUCCUCUGCAUCCGUAGCACCAUCCCAGGCUGAAUCAGUCUGCCCGCCCCGGCAAGCCUGCGGUGGUGGGGGGGGGCAUGGGCCAGGCUGGCAAGCAGCCAUGGCUUCCACAGCCAUCAUGGUACCUGUGGGGCUUGUGUUUGUGGCCUUUGCCCUGCAUUUCUACCGCUCCUUAGUGGCACACAAGACCGACCGCUACAAGCAGGAGCUGGAAGAGCUGAAUCGCCUGCAGGGGGAGCUGCAGGCUGUGUGAGGCUGGUGUUAGUCACCGCAGCAAGCACUGCCUCUCUGCCGGGUCCGCUAGAGGCCCCAGGGGCCUACAGACCUCAUUCCUCCCAUCCCCCGGCUGGAGCCACUUCCAGUGGCCACUCUCAGGUAGAGGUCAGAUUCCUGCCUGCAGGGUCCUUUGGGCCUUGGGACAGCUCCCACAUUCCCAGGGAUUUUCCCCAUCAGUCUGUCCCUUGGGUUUUACAAGCUACUCUGUGCCUGGGCUGGCCUCAGUUGAAGGGUCAUGCAGUAGAUAGGGGAGAGGCAGGGAGACCUUGUGGGACCUUCGGUUGUGACCUCAGCCACCAUUUCCAUUCCUAUACAGGAUGUGAAGGUCAGAAGGCAGCCAGCCCAUGCUUUAAUUUUUUUUUUUUUUUUUUUUUUU